GAAGACUCGUAGCCUGGAAAGUGGACGCUGUCUUCUGCCAGAUUCCAGAACUUCGAAGGUGAACCGAGACUCUUCCAACGUAACAAAGGCACCGAAACAAGCUCAGAACACAAUCAAGUUUCCUCCCAUUGUCAUCCUCUCAACACGGCAAGGUGUGCUUCUAUUCCACUGAUGUACCUGGGGGUUUGAGAGCAGUCUUCUCAGUAAGUGCUCCAAAGUCGUGACCGCUUAAACUGAACAUUGUACUAAUCGUCUUACAGGCUUAUCAUCACCUCCAUUUUCUCAAUCAAACCGACCCCCGUUGCGUCAAGUUCCCCAUCCAGUCCUCAAUCCACCGACCUCGAGAAGCUUUGUAAUCAUGGACAGUGGCAAUUCCAGCACUGGCUCAGAGGUCGUACAAGCUAUCCCAUACAUAUCGUUCACUCCCUUCCCCAAGAAAGCUGAAGAGAGAGACACAGAGGAUGGAGAGCGCCAAUUCGCGGUCUUCCCCAAACUUCCAAUAGAGUUGCGUUUCAAUAUAUGGAAACAUGCAUUGCCUGAGCCUCGACUGGUUACACUUUCACAUUUCUUCGACCACUCUGUUCGCGACUAUGACCACGAGUCUGACUAUGACGGCGAGUUUGACUAUGACUCUGACUCCGACGAUUUCGAUAUAAUUGGUCUCAAAACUGGAAUGAGAAUUACUUGUCAACAUGUCAGUAUCGACAUGCGGCAAGUCAAUUCCGAGGCCCGCGCUGUUGCGUUGAAUAAUUAUUCCCCUCGAUUUGAAGACAUUCGUGGAGGGGCCGUCUUCUUCAACAAUGAACGGGAUGUUCUUUGCCUAGAAGAAGUGAAAGGAUUGCAUUCAAAUUCAAGUCUGUGGGACCAGUUGGAUAAAAAAAUCACGCAAUCUUUCCAACAGAGUCUCGGACUCGUUCAGAACGUAGUGUUGAUCGACAAGGGCAUAAUGAUUUUUAGCUAUGGGCAUGCCAUGAAAUAUCGCAUAGGAUCCUUCUUCGACGACCUCCCCAACCUUGGCGUGGUCAAGGAGGUUGGAGACCGUAACUACUUGGAGCAGGAGAUGAUGACCGAGUUCAUCAAGGGUAUGGCGAAGAGGAAGAAGGACGGACUGCAAUUUAAGUCCGAUGUGAAAGACCCUAGCUUCCUCAGAGGUUUGGAGAAGCCGAAAGUGUUCUACUUGACAAGAGAAUCGUUCAACGAUCUCGAGGAUGACGGCAGCAUUGGAUUAGAUGCAGCCCAGAAGAGGUAUUGAAUAGAAUAUCAGUGUGCCCCUGCCAACCCCUGCAAACCUCACUGUUCUGUUCGCGUAGUAUUCCCAAACCAUGAUUGUCCGCCCAAAGGGGUAAUAACG
Hyaloscypha bicolor E is the source of this 1351-nucleotide messenger RNA. RefSeq lists its product as uncharacterized. Bases 359 to 1252 code for a protein of 297 amino acids. The record is from RefSeq and is a predicted model, not a curated record. The transcript is spliced from 2 exons. NCBI's taxonomy places the organism in Eukaryota, Fungi, Ascomycota, Leotiomycetes, Helotiales, Hyaloscyphaceae.